This is a messenger RNA of Eleginops maclovinus (Patagonian blennie), 2508 nucleotides long. RefSeq names its product carbonic anhydrase 1. Lineage: Eukaryota; Metazoa; Chordata; Actinopteri; Perciformes; Eleginopidae. The coding region runs from base 209 to 991 and encodes 260 amino acids. The record is from RefSeq and is a predicted model, not a curated record. The transcript is spliced from 7 exons. Gene Ontology annotation, molecular function: carbonate dehydratase activity; zinc ion binding. Gene Ontology annotation, biological process: regulation of pH; carbon dioxide transport.
UUGAUCCACAGUGUUGCAGCGUUGCGGCGCAUCUAAACUCCUCCCGGUCAUUGCGCGGACAUCAUGUGGCUAACACCAGCCCGACACUCACCGCUCACAGGGGACCCUAUAUAAGCCGUGCAGCUGUCAGGUGGAGGACACUGGCUGCUCUGUGCUCAGGGACGACUUGCUUUAGGGAAUUAAACAGCUCUAGAUCCAAACUCUAACAAUGGCUCAUGCUUGGGGAUAUGCUGCGAACAACGGACCCGACAAAUGGGCUGCAAACUUCCCUAUUGCCGAUGGACCCCGCCAGUCUCCCAUUGACAUCGUACCUGGUGGAGCAUCAUACGACUCCGUGCUGAAGCCCCUCAAACUGAAGUACGAUCCCUCCAACUGCCUUGAGAUCCUCAACAACGGACAUUCCUUCCAAGUGACCUUCGCAGAUGACUCCGAUAGCUCAACUCUGAGAGAUGGACCCAUCUCAGGAGUGUACAGACUCAAACAGUUUCAUUUCCACUGGGGAGCAUCUGAUGACAAAGGCUCCGAACAUACCGUGGCUGGGACCAAGUAUCCUGCUGAGCUCCAUUUGGUGCACUGGAACACCAAAUACCCAAGCUUCGGUGAGGCUGCAAGCAAGCCUGAUGGGCUCGCUGUUGUUGGAGUAUUCCUGAAGAUCGGUGAUGCAAAUGCCAGUCUCCAGAAGGUUCUUGAUGCCUUCGAUGACAUCAGGGCCAAGGGCAAGCAGUCCUCUUUCGCUGGCUUUGACCCUUCUACCUUGCUCCCUGGUUGCCUUGACUACUGGACAUAUGACGGCUCCCUGACCACACCCCCCCUGCUGGAGAGCGUUACCUGGAUUGUCUGCAAAGAGCCAAUCAGUGUCAGCUGUGAGCAGAUGGCCAAAUUCCGCAGCCUGCUCUUCUCUGCUGAGGGUGAGCCCGAGUGCUGCAUGGUGGACAACUACCGCCCUCCCCAGCCGCUCAAGGGUCGCCCAGUCCGUGCUUCCUUCCAGUAAUACCCCUUCCCCCCCUUUUGGCCCUUUUUGCCCUUUCUGCCCUGUUGCUCUCUCCCUUCCCCCUCCCUUUAGUCAGAGUUACCUCUUUUGCAGUGCGCCACAAAGCACACAUAUCUCUCUCCGUCCAAGUUUUUAAAGAAAUGAAAUUCCUGUGGCCCAUUGCUUUUUCACGUUGGGCGCUCUAACUGUGAUGUGAAGCACUUGCCAGAUUUGGAUCUCUGUUUUUUAAUGUAUGUAAUGAGCCAGCACAAAUUCCCUGUCAUAAUUUAUUUUACAAGAGAAGCACUUCAUGGUGGCUACGGCACCUUUACCAGGGUUCAGCAUCUGGUGCCAAUGUUUUCAGAGACCUCACACUGGUGUGUGUGUGUGUGGGUCUUCCUUGUGUCAACAAAGAAAGGAUGAAUAUGAAUUUGAGUUAAAUAAUCAAAAUGGUGCUUUAGAGCCAGCAUGGAGCAGGCAGCACAAGAUAGUCGCAGGAUGCAGGGGGGAGGGCUAAACCUACAUCACCAUCUGUGAGGAGGGUAAGGUGCAGAUCAAAGACGCAGACACAUACACUCCUGCUGCCAGUCUGUCUGUAAUCUCUGACCGACUGCCAGCCUCUGCAUCACUGCAGCUUAAUGAAAAGCUGCGGCCGCCUCCAUCACAACCGAUUGAAUCAGAAAAUCCCCCUCUGGCACACGCAAACACACAACGUAGCACGCACAGCCUCAUGCAGACAUGAUGCCUAUAGGCACUGACCUGCUUAUUGAUUUGAAUAUAGUGUAAGGCAACAAAGGACAGGCUGUUGCUAAGUGCUAGUAACCGACCACUAUGGCAAUGGAAUUAUUUUCAGCCUAAUCUACAAAUCUGUCUUGUGUUUGCCAUCCCAUGUUGUGCUGUUAUUAUUAUUAUUAUUAUUAUUAUUAUUAUUAUUAUUAUUAUUAUUAUUUUGUAUUAUUUAAUUUAGUCUGACAGCUUAUGCAAAAUAAGUCUUAACUCCUAAAUUGUGUUUUGUAACCAAAAGUUCAUCUGUGCUUUUGAUGCUCAGAUAGGAUAGCAAUAGAGAGGAGUGCUUCUCUUUUACAAAAUGUAAUGUGUGAAAUCCUUUCAUGUGUUUUUUGAGACCCCAGUGUGUCGAGUGCUCAUGCUUAAAACGCACAGUUGCCCUUGUGGGCGAAGCCAUAGUGGCCAAUCCACAAAGCCAAGGAAUAAAUUACCCUGCCAAGCAAGCCAAGGAAGAAAAGAACCUGCCAACAGAUCAGAUUGUAGUGUCAGCCUGUUGUCAGGCCCUGUAUGGAGGAAUAAUUUACUAAAGACCAUGACAGGUCCUGAAGACGUAUUGUCCUAUACCCCUGUAUGCAUUACUGAAACUAUAGAGAAAUUUGACGAAAGUGAUGUGAAAUAGAAAUUAUAAUUACCUUAAAAAAAGCGCCUUGUGCCAAAUCAAUGCUAGGGCCAUCCCAUGAGUAUGUGCUGUUGUCAUUCUAUUUUGGAAGUGGACGUUUUACUAGUACAAUAAAGUAUUUUUAUGACUAAGA